Molecule: messenger RNA, 1485 nt
Organism: Dufourea novaeangliae
Lineage: Eukaryota; Metazoa; Arthropoda; Insecta; Hymenoptera; Halictidae
Product: leukocyte elastase inhibitor-like
Exons: 8
Coding region: 40-1230 (396 amino acids)
Molecular function (GO): serine-type endopeptidase inhibitor activity
Source: RefSeq, a predicted model, not a curated record
AUUAAACUGGUCGAACGGGCUGUGGGGACGCGAGCAAUCAUGCGUACGUUAAAAGGAGGUGUUUUAAUAGUGUGCCUUAUUUCAAUAACAAUGGCAUCUCCAGCAGCUAUUAAUAAAGAAGCACUCGAUGCUGUUUCACAGGGUACAAAUCAGUUUUCUACUUCACUGUUCCAGGCUGUAGUGGAAGAGAAGCCUGGCAAUCUUAUAAUGUCUCCUCUUAGUGCAGCUAUUGUUCUUGCUAUGGCUGGUUAUGGUUCUUGCGGAGAGACAGAAAACCAGUUUAAAAAAGUUCUUCAUAUACCAGCUUUGGAAACCCUUGGUCUAACCGGCUAUCAAUCACUUAUUGACACUCUGAAUAAUGUCAAGGAGAACAAACUUCUUCUUGCAAAUAAAGUCUUUGCAUCCAACACUGUUAAUCUAAAACCAAGCUACAAGGAUUUAACAGAAAAGUACUUUAGAUCUGUUACUCAAUUAGUCGACUUUGCCAAAUCCACAGAAGCUGCAAACAUUAUUAAUACAUGGGUUAGCGAAAAUACAAAUGAUCGUAUCAAAGAAAUCAUACAGUCAGAAGUUUUGAGUCAAGACACAGCGUUAGUGCUGGUUAAUGCAGUAUAUUUCAAAGGUAUGUGGAAAGAUAAAUUCCAUCCAGAGUUCACCAAGGAGAUGCCUUUUCAUAUUAAUGCAACAACAGUAAAGAAUGUUCCUACUAUGUAUAAGCAAAGUUAUUUCAAAUAUGCCGAACAUCCACACUUGAAUGCAAAAAGUAUUGAAAUACCAUACCAGGGAAAGGAAUUGAGUAUGGUAAUCAUACUUCCAAACGAAAUUGACGGUUUGGCCGCGGUGGAGCAGAAGCUGCAGAGUACAAACAUGAACGAUAUCAUUAGUCAAGGAGUCAGCUGUGAAGUCCAACUAUUUCUGCCGAAGUUCAAGAUUGAAAGUAAAAUGGAUCUUAACGGUCCUUUACAGAAAAUGGGUUUAUCCGAGAUGUUCAGUAGACAUGCUAAUUUCUCUGGAAUCGCCAACGCCCAAUUAGUUGUUAGCAAAGUUGUGCAAAAAGCAUUUAUCGAAGUGAACGAGGAAGGCAGUGAAGCUGCAGCUGCCACCGGUCUCGGUGUAAGGCCUCUUUCGAGCUUUUGGUCACCGCCGAAGCCUAUUGAGUUCCGCAUCAAUCGACCAUUCCUGUCGAUCGUUAAAUACCAUAAUAUAACCUUAUUUAUUAGCAAAAUGUAAACCAUGUCGUUCUUUUUCUUUCUAUACCUUUCGUGAAAAGGUUUUGUGAAUCUCGGUCUUGUACUUCUAUAUAAAUAGAUAGCGAGUUAGGGGUAUUAAUGUGCCUUGUGUGCAAUAUCUUGCCAAUUUAUACCAAUUGUAAUAUAAGUUACUUGACUGGUUUGACUAAUUCGAAUAAAAAUGCAGAAUUAAUUUAUUUUUUAGCAUAAGUAUAUAAGUGUCAGUAAUUAAGAAUUUAUGGACACAAUAAUAGAA